Molecule: messenger RNA, 1152 nt
Organism: Trichoplax adhaerens
Lineage: Eukaryota; Metazoa; Placozoa; Uniplacotomia; Trichoplacea; Trichoplacidae
Exons: 14
Coding region: 1-1152 (383 amino acids)
Biological process (GO): protein import into peroxisome membrane
Cellular component (GO): peroxisomal membrane
Molecular function (GO): protein-macromolecule adaptor activity
Source: RefSeq, a predicted model, not a curated record
AUGACUUUCAUGAAUGCAAUGUACAACUUUUUCAAUCGUCAUCGCCGAAAAAUUAUCAUUUCGUCAGCCAUUGCUGGAGGUGUUGUUGUCUUGGUCAAAUAUUCACAAUGGCGAUUGCAAAAAUAUAUUGAAGGCGAAACAACGUUACAAAUGACACGAGCAAGGAUGGAGAAUCAUUUUAACAACAAUCAAAAGACUUGCCAUUUAACAAGUAAAACUAAUAGUAGUAUUCAUACUCUUAUAUCUAUCUUGACAAUUAUAUCAUUACUGCCAAAUCUAAGUGAAGCAAUCGAAAAAGAAAUCAAUUUGGAUGAGUUAACAGAAAAACUGAAAGCAAGACCUCCAAAUCGUCUGCAAAUCUGGGAAAAUUUAAAGACGCUAACAUUUACACAAGUGGUAACCAAGUUAUACAGCGUAUGCAUGCUAACGAUUUUGGUUCGUAUUCAACUAAAUAUUAUUGGUGGUUAUAUGUACCUUGAUAGCACAAAUGAUAAAGAGACAAAAAAUGCAGAUAGCGAUCAAACUUACGCCUCUGCACGAUUACAACAGCGCUAUCUUUCCGUGGUCUAUUAUUUAUUGGGAGAUGGAAUGAAAGAGUUUAUAAAAGUUGUGAAAGAUACCAUAAGUGAUAUUGUUACAAACUUAAGCCUAAAGAAAGAAGUAUCACUUGGCGAUAUUAGUCAAUUGUUUCAAAGAAUAAGGAUGGUUUUACAUGAUAAAUUAUGUCAAGCUAAUCAAGAUUCGAAAAGCUUUUUAACCUCGUUCAUGAUACCUCCUAACGAUGAAAUAAGUGACUCGUUUGAAUCCCUUCAAGAGAAUCAAUUAUUUAGUAAACUGAUGUCAGAAACUAGAGAUAUGAUAGAAAGUCAAGAUUGCAUUAAAGUAAUGAACCAUUGUUUAGAUUUUGGUUUUAAUACUUUUAUGGACAAGGUUGAUGAGGCUGUUAAACAGCAAGUGACUUCGAAGAAUAUUGAAAUUACUUUGGCAGUUGCAAAAUUAUUGCCAGUUGUAACGAGUCAACUUAAAGUCAUGAUGAAAGAAUCAAGUAACACUUCCAAUUCAUUCUUGCAGUUAAUCAGAUUAAUUGUAUGUAAUUAUGCUCAAAAUACCCGUAAAAUGAGCAGAGAAAUUGAUGGAUCACAAAUUAAUUGA